UUGUUUACUGAUGUUGUUUACAGAAAAGCGGAUGCCGAAUUGGAUCAGAUCGAAAAGCAAAUAAAUGAACGAAAAGAAAUCGCUCGACGACUUGUUGGAACACACGACGACGCGAUUUGUCAGAUAUGCCAGAAAACGAAAUUCGCUGACGGUAUUGGUCACAAAUGUUUCUACUGCCAACUGCGAAGUUGUGCACGUUGUGGUGGUCGAUCUCAGAGUAAAAGCAAGGCUAUAUGGGCGUGUUCGUUAUGUCAGAAGCGACAACAGAUCCUGGCAAAAACUGGCAAAUGGUUCCAACCGGAUGAAGCCCAACACAAGCUGAGCAACGCUGGGCAAGAAAGUCCUUGUCAAAGCAUGAGCCCGACUCCAUCGUUCAUACAAUCGUCGCAACCUGCAGUUUCACAACCUGCACCAGUUUCAAUGCCUGUUCCUCAACAACGGGUUGAGACAGCUAAGGUGUCGCAGUCGCAGCAACCGUUGCCCCCUCAACAGCAGACCGUGGCAAGCUCAUCGCAGUCGACCUCAAGACCAGGUACGCAGUCGACUUCAAGAUCAGUUCAAGAAGCUCCUCGUUCUGGUGUGAAUGGACCAUCAUCUGACAGGCAACAGGAGAGAUUUGGUGAAGUACGAAGGCAGAACACGUUACAGCGACAGCCAAGUCUGACCGAUGUAUGCCGUAUCCAUUCCUACGAGCUUAUUUUUUUCCUUUACCUACCUUUUUCUACCUGA
Molecule: messenger RNA, 729 nt
Organism: Cooperia oncophora
Lineage: Eukaryota; Metazoa; Nematoda; Chromadorea; Rhabditida; Trichostrongylidae
Source: the annotation of a GenBank genome assembly